ACCGUAUGCAUAACCAUCAGGAGCAAUGGCAUGUACUCAUGGAAUGACAGUGAAAUAGUUAUUAGCACAAAAAUUUCUUACAAUACUUAGUAGCUUCCAAACUUCAUUUGUCAGCCAAGGUUAAUGUUGAGCACCCUUAGGCGUUUCAACAUCCUGCUCCAAAUUCAGUGCAGCAAGUUUCAUACCAGACACAAUACACUUGAGGGUGCAUGAAAUACUGCAACAAUACGUUGAAUUCGUUUACAGGUGCUUGGCUCUUUGGUCACUAUUACAACAACAUGUGAAGACGGCCACACAGUGACUUGGCACAGCCAGCCAAAGAGUGGAAACAAUGCUCUUGGCAAUGUUGCACUUGCUGCCAGCAUCCUUUUUACUGGAUGCAGCCCGAUGCAGACACUGCGCUUCUUGCGGAAUGCCGGGAUAAGCUGCUUCUCCAGCAGAACUUAUUACCGCAUUCAGCAUGACCUCUUGCUGCCAGCCGUCAACAAGGUUUGGGAGAAAGAGAAGAUGGCAUUGCAUCAGCAGCUAAAGCCAACAGGAGCGAGGCUUGCAGGGGACAGCCGAUCCGACUCCCCCGGAUACUGCGCCAAGUACGGCACGUACUCAUUGUUGGAGACGUCCAUCAAUAAAAUAAUUGAUGUUGAGCUUGUUCAGUCAAAUGAAGUAGCCUCCAGUGGCCAUAUGGAGUUGGAAGGGCUGAAAAGGACACUAAAAAACCUCCAUGACAGUGGAAUCGCAGUGCUUGAGAUCGUGACGGACCGCCAUCCACAAGUGCGGAAGUACUUAAGGACACACCAGCCUCCUCUGCUCCAUCUUUUUGAUGCAUGGCAUGUCAGCAAAGGCGUCAAAAAGCAGCUUAUCGCUGCUGGCAAGCACCGAGGCUGCGAAUUGAUUGGCCUCUGGAGGCGGUCUGUCAUAGCACAUCUCUACUUCGCCGUCGGAGUUGGAAAGGGCAAUGGGGAUCUUGCCAUAGCUGUGUGGCUCUCCCUCCUGAAUCACAUCCAGGACAAGCACACUGGACACGGCCUGCUGUACCCGGAGUGCAAGCAUGGGGAGCUGGAGCGAAGGAAGUGGAUCUUGCCAGGCACGGAUGCUUAUGACAGGCUACAUGCCAUUGUCACAAGCAAACGGCUUCUGGAUGACAUCAGGCAGGUGUCGCCCAAUUUUCAGACAUUUGGCGUGGAGUCAUUCCACUCCAUAAUAAACAGGUUCGCUCCAAAAUGCUAUGCAUUUUCGCAUCAAGGGCAGCUGGCCAGGUGUCUGCUUUCCGCCCUUCAUUACAAUGAAAAUUCGGGAAGAAUGCAGGCAGCAACGAAGAAAGGGGAUCUGCGAUGGCAGAUAAAGCAUCCAAAGGCGAGGGGAGGCGAGCCUGUUGCUUGUCCCAUCAGAGAACUGCCCACUUAUGCCUACGUGAACCAUCUUCUGUCUGCUGUCGAGGAGCUGCUUGCUUGUGGCAGUAAAGGUGGAACGGAUGCCACGCCACAGCCACCACACUUGUCAGCUGCCUUUGGGCCAGUCGACAAGGUGGCCAUUGUCGAAGCCCACAAGUCACGUUUCGCAGGCAACUGAAAGCCAGCUGACAUCUUCGUCUUCUCCUGCUGAGCUGAUAUUGCUGACACUGUUUGCAACUAGCGACAUAGUGAUAGACUGUCUCCCCCAUUCUGGGCCUGUAAAGCGCUCCCGUUUCUGCUUCAACAUUCUGAUGAACCCUAGAUGGCAAGCGGUCGCAUCAUCAUGCAUAGCCCUAAAUAUGUCCAAUUGCGGAUUCUGUAGUAUCACCAGAAUAGGAAUACCUGGAGUUUUACAUCCCAAAACCAUGAUAGGAUUAUGAGGGACACCGUAGUGGAGAACUCUGGGAAUUUCGACCAUUUGGUGUUCUUUAACGUGCACUGACAUUGUACAGUACACUGGCCUCUAGCGUUUCGCAUCCAUCGAAAUGCGACUGCCGCGACCAGGAUCAAACUUGCAACGGAAGCAGCUGCAUCGUGUUGGUUGAUUUACUGAACACAACCAGCACAAAGCUGUUACGGUUACUGUUGAACUUCGUUUAUUCGCAGGACAGAUGGUCAGGCAAAUAUGGCGUCGUUGGGCUGCACCAGCUCACGUAUUCUUACUGUUGUCCUGCUCGGAUAAUACCGUUGCAAUAUUUCCUUAUGGAACUGCUCCCUUGGUUUAUUUCAUUUCUGCCACCAUCCAUCGCUGGAAUUUUCUGUGAGAACUGUGGAGAAAGAGUUUUGAUUGUGCUGUCAUUGUAUAAUUUUUAUCAGCGACAUGUUCAGUCUCUUGGGCAGAAGUGCUUUGUUCUCUAUCAAAGUCGGACUAUUAGGCAGGUAAUUUCAGCGAUCCUGCUUAACACUUGAUCAUUGUAAUCAGCUUCUUUUCCAUAUAACGCUUUCAGUUCUCUGGCAGGAAUGUGCAACACAAAUAUUUCGUGCAGCUUGCACAGCUCAUUGUUGCCAGGAGUCAGCUACUAUAUUCCUUGGAACUUCUUGCGUUAGAACACAGAAUGAAUUCAGCUGACACAGUAGGUCACUUGUUGACACAGGGUGUUUUUUAAUCUGUGGUGACGUGACUGAUACCUCAACUGAUAAUGUAAUGGCUCAUCAGGCAGCUAAGCAUCAGGCAGCAUUGAGCAGCUAAGGAUGUCAGUUUAAUGCCGUUUUUCAGGUUCCUGUUCGCUUCUUACAUAGUCCGUGAGGUCAAGACGACUGCAUCCUUUCAGAAAUUUGGAGAAUGUAUUCAGUGCUACGUGUACAGGCUUGGCAACUCUUUCUGUUUUGU
Molecule: messenger RNA, 2781 nt
Organism: Rhipicephalus sanguineus (brown dog tick)
Lineage: Eukaryota; Metazoa; Arthropoda; Arachnida; Ixodida; Ixodidae
Exons: 7
Coding region: 388-1569 (393 amino acids)
Source: RefSeq, a predicted model, not a curated record